AUCACUAGUUUAUAACAUUUUUAAGUUUCAAUCAUAAUAACAGAUUAGAAUAAGAUCAUUGUCAACAAGUCUCGCUUGGUUGAUCUCAAUAACAGUGUUUCAUUGCCUUCGAAAGUAAAACGUUAUAGUUUUCCAAUUUUACUAAAAAUAUUUCAAGAAACAUGACUUACGCUGGUCGAGUAAUUAUUUACGGAGGAAGAGGAGCCCUAGGAGCUAAAUGCAUUUCUCAUUUCAAAGCAAAUAAUUUCUGGGUAGCAUCUAUCGAUUUAUCAGAAAAUACAGAAGCAGAUUUAAACAUCUUGGUAAAAAAAGAGGAAUCCUUACAACAACAGGAAUCUUCAAUUUUAUCUCUUGUUAAUUCAUCUUUGAAUGGUUCAAAACUUGAUGGAAUCUUUUGCGUUGCUGGAGGUUGGGCUGGUGGAAACGCAUCAUCAGAUUUAAUCAAGAAUACUGAACUAAUGUGGAGCCAAAGUGUGUGCAGUUCAUUGAUUGCUGCUUCUAUAGCAGCACACCAUUUGAAAGAAAAUGGAAUUAUCCAGUUAACUGGAGCCAAAGCAGCUUUAGAAGGAACUCCAGGUAUGAUUGGUUAUGGUUUGGCCAAAGCUGCAGUACAUCAUUUGACGAAAUCGCUGGGUCAAAAAGACAGUGGUCUUCCGAAUAAUGCAGUGGCUGUUGCUAUUCUGCCAGUGACUUUGGACACACCCAUGAAUAGAAAAUGGAUGCCGAAGGCAGAUUUCUCCACAUGGACUCCUUUGGAAUUCAUUGCCGAUUUGUUUGUCCGAUGGGCAUCUGGUAAAGACAAACCUCUAACGGGUAGUUUACUAAAGUUAGAAACAAAAAAUCAUCAGACUGAUGUGACUCCAAUCUAGAAUUUUAUUCAGAUUAACUACCUGAUUGAACAUGGACCAACGCAAAGCUCUCUGAUAUUAUUUUUAUUUAAGAUUCAAUCUGUAAUCUCGUAAAAACUUGGUUGUUUGAUAUUGUUGUACUGUUUUACAUUUUAUAUAAUUGUUUGAAAUUGUACUUUACAAUUUAUUUUUUAUGAAGUUAUUUUUGAAUAAAAUAUUUUGAUGUUGCA
Molecule: messenger RNA, 1078 nt
Organism: Diorhabda carinulata
Lineage: Eukaryota; Metazoa; Arthropoda; Insecta; Coleoptera; Chrysomelidae
Product: dihydropteridine reductase
Exons: 5
Coding region: 162-869 (235 amino acids)
Biological process (GO): L-phenylalanine catabolic process; tetrahydrobiopterin biosynthetic process
Cellular component (GO): cytoplasm
Molecular function (GO): 6,7-dihydropteridine reductase activity; NADPH binding; NADH binding
Source: RefSeq, a predicted model, not a curated record